AGCCCCAGCAGUCAGUCCGUUCAUGAUGAUGCUGGCGCUGGGCACCGCCCUGUGUGGGGCUGCCAGCUUCCCGCACGCCCAUGCAUUCGCUCCGUCCGCGAUGCUCUCAUCGGCAGCCUCGAACGCCUUCGUCUCGAGACGAGGUUUUGUGUCGUCUUCGACCGAGUCUGUAGAGAAGCGGUUGACCCAGGCAGCAGCAGCCGCAGGCAACGCUGCUGCCAGGAGUACUGCUGCUGCCACCCAGCGGAGACGAAGGCAGCAGCAAGGCGGCGGCGGCGGCGGCGGUAGUGGUGGUGGCAUGGUGAUGCUGUUCGAUUUCAUCAAGAAGCGUGCGCAGGAGGGGGUGGAGCAGACGCAGAACCUGGUAACCGCGGCGCAGACCGGGCGGCUCGACGAGGCGCUGAAGGAGACUUCGGCGUACGUCAAGGACAGGAACGCAAAGUUUUCGGACGGCCUCGCGCAGAGCCGGCUUCGCUUUGUGGGAGACCUGGAGAACCUGUUCGGCAUGGCAGGCCCGCUGGAGGAGACCCUCGAAAAGCUGGAGGAGGCGUUGUUGCAAGCUGAUCUAGGAGCUACGACCUCUUUCCAGAUCAUCGAGGACCUCAGGAACACGGCCAAGGCCGAGGACCGACGCUUGGAGCCCGAUGACAUCAAGUCCGUGCUACGGGCAACCCUGAUCCAGGUGCUCAACGGCGGCACCAUGCCUUCCGCCGAGGGCGGAGGCGACACUGCGGCCAUUACCUUCGCCGACCCGUCUUUGGGGGUCCCGUCGGUGCUGUUCUUCAUGGGGGCCAACGGGAUGGGAAAGACCACCACGGUGGGCAAGGUGGCCUCGCGACUGCGAGAGGACGGGGGCCAGAAGGUGCUUCUUGCGGCCGCGGACACGUUCAGGGCAGCGGCGGUGGAGCAGCUGAACGAGUGGGCAGAGCGGUCGGGGGCGGACAUCGUGGUGCCUCUCGACAAGGACGAACGGCCUCCGUCCGUGGUGGCGAGGGCGGCGGAGAAGGCGGUGUCCGAGGGCUACGACGUCCUCAUCGUCGACACCAGUGGGCGAUUGUCGAACAACUACAGCUUGAACGAGGAGCUCAAGGACAUGAAGAAGGCGCUCUCAGACAGGAUCCCGGGGGCCCCGCACGACACCCUGCUGGUGGUAGACGCCUCCGUGGGUAGGAACGCUGUGGAUCAGGCCAGGACGUGGAAGCAAGAGGUGGGAAUCUCGGCUUUGGUGGUGACCAAACUGGAUGGAACCGCCCGAGGGGGAUUCGUGGUUAGCAUCGUCAGCGACCUGGGGGUACCCGUCAAGCUCAUCGGCGUCGGGGAGUCGCUGUACGACCUGAGGGACUUCGAGCCGGUGCUGUUCGUGGACUCGCUGCUGGGCUACUCGCCGGAGGACGCCAGUCGGUUACAGGCCAUCUUCGAGGCUAACCCUGUCAUGCAGGCACGGAUGCUGGAGAGGAUGAAAAAGGCCCAACAGGCUGCGGAGCCGUACGUCCCGCCCAAGCUCGAGAGCUACGUCGAGCCGGCGUCGAAAUCCAGGAGAAAGACCAAGGCCUCUAAGGGGGGCAAGAGGACUAAGAGAAAAAAGCGAUGACGGAGAGAAACGCGACGUGUGCCAUGGUUUGCCGUUCCGUUCCACCCCGGAACACACGCGUUCAGUCAAUCUACAGUAGGCGGGUAGGCCCUGUUUGUGGAGCCCCCAAAUAUAGGCAAGCUAGGGGGGUGCUCCGUGGUAAAUUGUGAGCCGCUGGAGGGUGUGAGCUUCUGGGGGACCGUAUAAAAUAUAUUCGAGGUUCCGGGGAAAGGAACGGGAGGGUGUCCGGGAUUUGUCCGUCGAACCCGCUCCUGGUACGUGUGGUCCAUUCCCCCCGGCGUUGAGGUCAGACCAUGCGGGAACCGCUCUGUACCUUUUUUUCGCCGGAAGUUGAUGGCUCCUUCCCUUGCAAACGAUAUAAUGCGUUCGCGAGGCUUGCUGGUGAUAAUUUUGUUUCGUGAAGCCGGUCGCCCGUGUAUGGCAUAGAUUGUUCGUAUCCCCUCAACGUUGUGUUCUAGGGUACAGCAAGGUUUGGAGAUCCAGGCGAGGCGUUUUCAUUGCUCGCUCACGCGCACUGCGGGAUAACUAUAUAUUUGCGUCCCUAGAACUGCCCAAAUCUGAACGUUC
Molecule: messenger RNA, 2158 nt
Organism: Ectocarpus siliculosus
Lineage: Eukaryota; Phaeophyceae; Ectocarpales; Ectocarpaceae
Source: the annotation of a GenBank genome assembly